Gryllus bimaculatus (two-spotted cricket) is the source of this 780-nucleotide messenger RNA. Lineage: Eukaryota; Metazoa; Arthropoda; Insecta; Orthoptera; Gryllidae. The record is from the annotation of a GenBank genome assembly.
AGCGCGUCCGGGGCCGUGCGAGCGCUCGCAACCUACCUCUCCACCACGUCGGGCACCGGAGCCACCGCCGGCACCGUCUCCGCGCACGGGGCCACCAUCUCCAGUCGCGCUCGGCUGCUCAACUCCUCAAUGCGGUCGGGCUGCGCUCAUCGCCCGCCCGCCACCUGGUGGCUCCGGCACGCGGUCCCAGCCGCUUCCUCCUCCCGCUUGCUCGCCGGCGCUGUCGGCGGUGCCUGCGGCGCUGAUAACGCGGGCCCGGCCUGCAGCCCUCCUCCACUCGCGAUAAGGCGCGGCGGGGGCGGAGAACGCACGGGCGGCGAUCACGCGCUCCCAGGGACACAGGACGCCAGCGGCUUGCACAAGACCGGCGUUUCGCUCUGACAGUUCUCGGAAUCGGGAUGACCGUUCACGCUAGCACGCCCAUCAGAUUCUGUCUUCUACAAUUUGAACGUUCCAGUUAAUAGUUGACACAACACCGACAACAAUGUCACGCGAACUCUUUCGCAAGCCCUGUCAGAUGUUCUGGUAACUGUCACAGACUCAACACAAUCACAAUUCGCUGGAUCACUGCAGUUCACAGCCCAAGUCAGCACUAGACUCGGUAAUCUUGCUCGUCCGCCAGAGGAUCGAGAUGCCGACGCACGGCCAGAGGAUGGCCUUUCCAACGCGCCUCUCCCGCGGAGAAGCAGCUCCUCAGAGGGCCGUCGCCGCGUGAGAGAACUUGGUGCACGCGCCGCGGACGAGCUCCUAGCGCGCACUGAAGCGGGCGCGGGAGCGGGC